Messenger RNA from Acaulospora colombiana, 954 nucleotides. The record is from the annotation of a GenBank genome assembly. Lineage: Eukaryota; Fungi; Glomeromycota; Glomeromycetes; Diversisporales; Acaulosporaceae.
AUGAGCGAACAAUUUCAAGUUAGCUUUGUCUUUAUUAAUUCUAAUGAUUCCAUGAUGGCAAGUCGAGUUAUCAGUGAUGCUCAGCCACUCAUUAAACUCCCAUUCCCACCAAUGAUAGAUCCACAUGACCUGAUUGUUUCGCGCCCCGAUGGUCGCGAACCAUCGAAAGCGCCAAACGCUUUUAUUAUCUAUCGAAAAUUGUUUAAUAAAACUGCAAAAGAUAACGGGUAUACCCUCCCAAUGUCCGUGAUUUCUCCUAUAGCCUCGAAAUCAUGGGAACAAGAGUCCGAGAUGGUUAAAAAUGAAUAUAGAAGAAUCGCAAGAGAAGCAUUCUUAUACCGAAGUGAGAUCUGUCCUAAACCUAAACGUGAAGGAAAAAAGAGAUGGAAUAUUGUCUCAUUCGCUCAUUCCGAGCAGAAAACGUCCCGAAAAGUCAAGUCUCAAAAGUCAAUCGACACGACCUCCACACCAACUUUACCCUCACAAAUUUCCGAAAAUGAACUCACUUCAACCAAACCUACCGUUAAUUCGCCAAUCUCAGAUUUAGAUUUGUUUGAUGAUUGGGAGAAUUUCUUAUACCCCCAUCCAAACUUGCCAACUGAAGGUGCCAGCGGAAAUAACACACCCAAAAUCGAUUCACCACAAACAUUCGUCGAAACUAAAGAACAACGAUGUGAUGAUAUCGUAAUCAACGCCCAACAUGCCACCUUCGAUGACUCUCACGGAAUUUGGAUUCUUGAUCCAAAGUAUUUGAAUAAUUUUGAUACCUCUCUCUCGAGUGAUUUCUAUGAACUCCAGCCAACUUUCCCUAAUUCGUUGGAUGUCACAUCGGUGCCAGCGGAUCUUGACAUUCCAACGUUGUCUCACAAUGCUGACUUGAAUGUAUUUAUUAAGAUACGAAAUCAUUCAAUGCUUUUAUAUGAUCUAUGCCAAUAUGUUUUAAGAAAAGCAUGA